CGCAAGCCUCAUCGUCUGGAAGGUUGGUCAUUGCAACAUUGCAGCCUUUUAUUCCAAAAGGAUUCAUCAUUGACUCCAUUUCCGUUAAAGGGGUUUUAUUGGCAGAACAGCGCAUAUCAUGAUCAAGUGUCUACGGGUGAACAGGCCAAUGGUGCGAUGUCGGUUGCCAUCGCUGCGCCGUCAUCCACAGUCUUUAUUUUCAACUACCGUUCGAUCUCCGUUCCUAUCAUCUUUUUUCUCCCGCCCCAAACCGUCACACCCAUCUGAAUCGACAUCGAUAGAGAUGGCGGACUCGUCGUCUUACCCUUCUUCAACGGCACAUACACCUUUGGCUUCCGAUUCGACAGAAAAUGGGGACGUUUCUCCUUGCAUGUCAGCGCGAGACAAAAAUAUGUCUCCGUUUUUAGAAAAGGAUAGGGAAUAUUUGGAAAAAUUGUUGGAACGAGAAGGGGGGAUUAGUGGAGUAGAGCUGGAGGAUGGGGAACCGGUUGGGUUGAAAAGACAGGUGAAGGCAGACAUGAAGAGAGUCAUUUGAGUCGUGAUAUCAUUUGAACUUUUUUUUUAAAAAAUCAUACCCAGUGGGACUGAGGCACGAUAAGCUUUUCCAAAACCGGAUCGCUGUGGAGUAUUCGGGUUGCAAACAUCGCUUGGACCGGCUGCUAUAACUUCCUAUCUGACAUUCGAUAGGCAACGGGCAGGUUUUGCUUCUUCAUAUUUGCUCCCAUAUUAGAUCUGUUACAACGCGAAAUGCGGACAAAACGUCAUUAGCAUCACAAACUGCAAUGUACAGUACUUUUACAAGCUGCAUAUGAAUGCUAUGCAUAUCCCGUACGAUGCAAAGCAAAAAAUAGAAACCACAGCCUAAGUUUGAACACAUGAUGUUCUAUUAAAGAAGGAGUGGUAUACAAGACUGCAAGGGUAAACAAAACACGAAAAAUGAGAGAGGAGUGCCCAACCUCCGCUUUCCCCCUCUUUCCAACCUAUUUAAUAACGGACCCAUCGAAGAACUUUUUGCCUUAGAUCUAUUCCCAACGUUGUGAAUGAAUUUAAAAGUUAUCACAAAUUCAUUUUUGAGAUCAGAUCUGUCAACAAAUUCUUGUACACCCACGAGUCACCACUCAUUCGCUUAAAUCGAAGACCAUUCACAGCCAGUCUCGGGAGUUUGCACACUUCCAUCUCGAAAUCUAUGCCUUGGAAACUACAGCUCGCAAUAAAGCCGUUAACGUCAAAUUUGACGCCUGCCUCAGUGAGAACGCGGAGGACUUCAGUCAGAAUCGCUUCGGGUUCUUUGGUCGACGUGGUCGAGACAGAGAAUGUGAAGCGGAGGACGCGGGGUUCGGCACGUUGACCCUCUUUACGGAACUUGAUUUUAAGGCGCUCAGCCAGAGAUAGCUGAGAACCGGAUUGGGAUUGCGAGGAAGAGAGCGUGGAGGGAUGGGCAGAUGUAGGACGGCUCGGUGAUGUAGCGUUGGUAGAGUCGUUAGAAGCGGAAGCUCCCGCGGCGGCUUGUAGGGCAUAGGGGGCAGCCGCCGAAUCGAUAGUUUGAGCACGGUUUCUGCGUGUGGCGGUGCGAACCGUAGAAGGUUGCAAAACAGUAGCAAUGGCCACAGAUGCUGCAGCGGGUGGCACCACUUGGGUCGUUGUGGUGUGCAUUUCACUGGCAACUUGUGCGACUGGGACUGGGUUGGAUGGUACUCCCGCAAAUGAGGCCGGACGUUCUCGGCCAGCUGAAGGAAGGGCUGGCCGGGGUCGUGGACGGACAACCACCUCUGGAACAUUCUCUUCGGCAACGACUCCGGUCGAUGAUGUAGGAGAUCCUUGAGCGGCAGCUACCGCCGCAGCCAUAUUGUUUUGUAAAAGCUCCUUUUUCAAAUCUGCUACUGCAACGGGAGUGGAAACCGUUGCACGUCGGCGGGCAGCUGUUGAGGUGGCAUUCACAGCCGCACGAACACCACUACUAGAUGGAGGUCGUGCCGCAUGUCCAGCAUCUUCAGUACUUUCCUGUGGCUCUGUUGUUCUCGCCCUUUGUCGUUCAGGUGUGCCAGACCCGGGCCUUUCGAUAGGAUUCAAGGCCCUCCUUGCUGGAGCUUCGACGCCGUUGGGCAAUCCACCAGCUGCACCUUCCUCAACUAUUGCGUUCAUAUUGGGUGCUUCAGCCAGUUUACGAGACGCCGUGGGCGUAAUGUUGGGAAGAACUGGCACGUUGCUUUCCCUGCGUCCAUUAGGUGCCGGUCCAGGCGGCUUGUUCGCCUCUGAUUCAGCGGCACCAGUCCCGGGACGCUCGCUAUCACGCCCAGCUUCUCCAGUUUUGCGUUUAAAGUUUUUGUCCGCAAUCAAAUAGUAUGUUGCAGACAGAUGAUCAUAAACACCUUCGUCCAGAGAUUUUUUGACUGCUACCCUGUCCAGGCCAAUUUCUUCAAGCUCAUCUAAAACAUGGUUUAUCUGCUCCGGAGUGAGACUCAGCACCUGUGGGACAGGAAGAGGCUCAUGCUCAUAACCCUCGUUGAACC
This is a messenger RNA of Spizellomyces punctatus DAOM BR117, 2510 nucleotides long. RefSeq lists its product as uncharacterized. Lineage: Eukaryota; Fungi; Chytridiomycota; Chytridiomycetes; Spizellomycetales; Spizellomycetaceae. The record is from RefSeq and is a predicted model, not a curated record. Bases 119 to 535 code for a protein of 138 amino acids. The transcript is spliced from 2 exons.